AGAACUAGGGGAGUAUCUGGAGAAAUGGGAAAAAUAAUGAGAGGAGGGUACGCGGCUGACGAGACACGUGUAUAAAGGGAGGAAGAAGUAGAGAGAUAAAAUGACGAUGGUGACCUGAAUGAAGGAAGGAAGAAGAACCCACCGGAUCUAGGGCUUCUCAGAUGGAUUCAACACGCAGAUGAUUCUACCUCUCUGGAUUUUUUCACAGCUUUUAUCAAAUUCUCUUCUCUCCAUCUCUCCCGAUAUUCAAAAAAAUUAGGGAUUCUCGAUGAAAACGAUGAUGAUUGGUUCAAUCUUAAGAGUAAGCAGCAGGCUUGAUUAAUUAUUGAGAGUAAUUGGACCUUCACCGAAUCAAAAGGAAGAAACUUUUAUAGAUUUGACAAGAAGUGAGUUUACUGUAAAACUAUGAGGGCAUUGCACAAAUCCAAAAGGGUAUCUUGGCCACCAGAUUUUAAACUUUGCCAGGGUCUGAUCCUGAGAUACAACCAGUUCUAUCAUGGGUUUGAGAUCAGUGUAGUCAAGUAGUCUGUGAUGAGUUAUUCAAGAGACCGAACCAAGAGGAUUCGGACUUUACACACUCUUCGAUGCUGUCAUUCGCAAACUUUUUUGCUGAUCCAAAUCUACAUUGGUAAGGUACGUCUCUUCAUAUCGGAGGAUUCACCUUCACAAGUUGGAUCAGAAUCUCAAGAUCACCUUCAAGCAAAGUCACAUCCGAGCGAGGAUAAUCUGCCACCUGGUUUCGGUGGACCUCUUUCUGCAAAUGACUCACAGAUUAAGUUAUCAGAUAUCCCAGUAAUUAAGUGGAAAUGCUCUAUCCGGAUUCUGCUAGAUGAGGAAUGGAGAGUGGUUGCAGGGGAUGAAAGCAAAGAAGUGGAGACGCAAAAUCAAAGGGAAUUGAGAGUUCUCGAAGCAUUCUAUCCUGGCGCAUCAGCUAUUCCUCCAAACCCUUCGGUUCCUGCUGAUGUUGACAACUCAGAGUAUGAUGAUCAGCAAACCGUUGUCAUCCCCAUUCUACCUGUAGAAGACGAUGACCUAGCAAUGGAUUCAGCAUCUGAUCUCCCAGCCCAAUCUGGCGUGGAUGUGGGAACAGAGCCAUCAAGAACCGAUGAGAACACAUCAGUUUCUUCAACCCUCCCCGCAGCGUCAGAAAUAAUGGCUGCAUUAACUGCAAUUUCAAACAACAAAGAACUAGGCAGCGGCAUGAUCGACCAAGAUCUGCUUAUGAAAAUCUUGAGCAACCCUAAGCUGGUGGAGAAUCUUGUUGCAAACAAUGGUGGCGCAGGUUCAGUCUCCUCCAACGCAAGUAGCCCCUACCUAUCUGAAGCAAAUGGAGUAGUAACCACAACACCUGCCAGCUCAAAUGGACAAUAUUACCCUCAGCCAACGGUAACUCAUAAUACUCCUUCCAUGACCUAUCCUCCUCCAGCUCCUUCAGAUCAUCCCAACUAUGGAGCACCACCAGCCAGAGAUGCUAGUUAUUACAAGAGCCUGAUUCAGCAACAUGGCGGGGAAAGACAAGAGGCGCCACCGCCGGUUCAACAACAUCUCGGUUAUCGUUAUAACCCUCAACCUGGAGGAGGACCUAACCCUGAGAUGGUAAAUAGCAAUAAUAAUAACAACCAGAGGCCAAGGGAUUCAAAACCAAAGAUAAUGAAGCCGUGCAUGUACUUCAACAGCUCGAGGGGUUGUCGCAAUGGAGCCAACUGUUUAUACCAGCACGAUGCUGCAGAUUACCAGCCGAGGAAUCCAAACAAUGGUAAUGAGAUGCCAAGUGCAAAAAGAAUGAGAUUUGACAGGGACUGAAGCAGAGAAUUAGCAUACCACCACCAUGCUCUUCUCCUCUUGGUGUGAGAGAGCUUGUUGUUAGCAGCAGAGCAAUUUUUUCUUCUUCUCUCUUGCCUGGCUUUGCUGCUAUAUAAGUUUUAUUUACUUUUUGAAACUAUUUCUUGGUCUAUUCCACUCAUAUAAUAUAAUUAGGGAAUUUUCACUCUCUUUUUAAAGGAUGUUUACUUGA
Messenger RNA from Brassica rapa (field mustard), 2014 nucleotides. Its product is annotated as zinc finger CCCH domain-containing protein 6. Lineage: Eukaryota; Viridiplantae; Streptophyta; Magnoliopsida; Brassicales; Brassicaceae. The record is from RefSeq and is a predicted model, not a curated record. Gene Ontology annotation, molecular function: metal ion binding.